Suricata suricatta (meerkat) is the source of this 2076-nucleotide messenger RNA. It is a transcript of the gene TMEM238, whose product is annotated as transmembrane protein 238. The record is from RefSeq and is a predicted model, not a curated record. The transcript is spliced from 2 exons. Bases 58 to 1101 code for a protein of 347 amino acids. NCBI's taxonomy places the organism in Eukaryota, Metazoa, Chordata, Mammalia, Carnivora, Herpestidae.
GGGCGGGUGGCUGGCUGAUCCGCUCUGCCGACCUGGCGGCGGCGACGGCGGCAACUCAUGGAGCUUUCAAGAAACGCGGUCCGGGAGACGCGGAAGCGGACGGGCCUCGGCCGGUGCAGGCACUUCUUCUGGCUGGGCGUCGCCUUCGACACGGCGGGCGCGACCGUGCUGUUCACCGGGGUCUUCGCGCACCUGGUCUUCUCCGACCUGCUGCUCUACCUGGGUUCCAUCAUCAUCUUCCUCAGCCUGCUGUGGUGGGUCUUCUGGUACACCGGCAACAUCGAACUGCCUGCCGAAGGGUCCUCGAAGCGGCCCUUGCACGUGCUCUCCUCCACCCUGGUGGAAGCGCUGAGCCGGACGGUCGGCCACCGCUUCUCCCUCCCCGUCUGCAACGUGUCCGGCCCCUUGAGGCGCUUCCAGCGGCGCGGCGGCCGCAGGAGUUUCCUUCGGACGGCUGCUUUGGAUAUGACCGUCACGGGCCAGCUCCAAAGCCGGCUGGAGAAGGAGGACCGGGACAAAGACGCCACGAAGAGUGUCCGGGAGGGCGGCGACGCGCAAGACCUGCGCGGAGAGGACCUGAGCCCCAAACCUGAACCGGUCGGAAGGUCCGAGGGAGUCGGGCCCCCAGGCCCCGAGGCCGGGCUACCUGGGUGUGUGGAAGGAGCGUCAUCCACGCAUCUGGGGCCACCGCACUUCGUUGCGUCUCCUCCGGACCGGCCUCGGGCGCCCGGCGGCCUCCCCUGCGGGACCCUGCGCGUAGUCCCCUUGACCUCCGCCUCCCAGCCUCUAGCUGUGCAGUCCUCGGGGAGCCAGCCUGCAGCGGCUCUUGCCUCUGCCGGCCAGCCUGCCGCCUCCUUGGCUCCUGGCAGUCCGCCUGCAAUCAUUCUGGCCUCUGAGAGUCUGUCUGCUGUCUCCUCGACCUCGAUGAAGCGACCUGGCCUCGUCCUUGACUCUCAGGGCCAGUCCUUGGUGCCCGUGGCCUCUCAGGACCAUCCCGUGGUGCCCGCGUUUGCACAGAGCAACCUCCAAGCCCUUCUGAAAGCCUCUCAAAGCUGCCCCCUGGUGUCUGCGUCCACACAGAGCACCUCCAAGCCGCACUAGCCAGCUUGAGAAUGUCUGUCUGGACUCUCAAACUCCAUCUCCAGGGGCUCGGGCUGCCCAGGCCCAGGCCCCGAGCACCCCUGUGUUUGUGAUCCAGCUCCUGUCACCCCAGUCUUUUCAGUCCCAAACGGUGGACUUGCCGCUCUCCCCGGCCAUCCCGGACUUUCAGACCCUGUGUCACACCCCUCACGUCCCCCAGAGCAUCUCUCUUUAGUCCAAGAGGUUACUCCCCGCCCGUCUGCGUCUGGCCAGGAGUUCCAGAAGCCAGUUGCACAGUCUUCUGUGACUCCACCACCAGCCAGCCAGGAGUUGAGUCAGGAUCCCCCCCGCCACCAUCUCUCCACCCCCCCGGGACCCAGGCCCAGUGGUCACUGUCCUGUGAGAACACACCUGUCCCUGCCUCAGAGAAGAGAAGUCACCCUCUGUAGUAUAGAACCAGACCCCAGACAUCCGCGUGACCGCUCAGGCCUCUGCCAAAAUCACCAAUGUUUCUACGGACUUAGUGCCAACUUUAUAAAACACAGGUACUUACCUUAACCUCGUUUUGGAAACCUCCACAUGGAGUCCUGAUCUAGCUCAGACCAGCAGGCCUACUAGAUGGCCUUUGCCAAGUAUACGUGUGUCAGCGCCAGGGAGGAUUUUCCAGUCUCAGACCAUAAACUUAUUGCCAGAAUUUUAAGCCAUGAUAACUAAACUAUUCUAAAUGAUCUUUGUUUAAAAAUAAGUUGGUUUUUAAAAUAGACUUCUUGUGAGAAAGGAGAAAAUAAUGCCUCACAGACUCUGGGUGAACACGAAAAUAAGUGUAGCUCCCACAGAAAUGACACUGGAAAAUGUAACUAUGAAUUUAAGAUUACUUUGUGAUCUCAUUAAAUAAUAGAAAAGUCAACACAAUCAAUACAUUGUAACAUGCCACAAUUUAUAUGUUCAUUUCAUUUAAUGAACAUGAAUUUCCCAUUUUCCCGAGGACUUUAUUUU